This is a messenger RNA of Clunio marinus, 6330 nucleotides long. The record is from the annotation of a GenBank genome assembly. NCBI's taxonomy places the organism in Eukaryota, Metazoa, Arthropoda, Insecta, Diptera, Chironomidae.
AAAUCGUAUUUAUUUAACUCAUAAAAAGAUUACACAGUCGAUCAGAACAGAAAACAAAAUUCAAUUACUGUGACGAGCGAGGGAUAUAUUUAAAGAAGAACUGUGAAUGUUUGUGAAAACGGAAAGAACAUCAAAUAACAUCAAACUAUUAAAAAAGCGUUCGUUUUGGUUGGAUAAAUUUCAAUUACCAGAGAAUUCCCAUUAAAUUGAUGCUGAACAGAGAAGAUUCAAAUAAAAACACAAGACAACAUGACAAUUAAAAUCUUCCGACGUGGUUCUGCACGAAUUGGCAUCAUAUCGGCUUGCAUAAUUAUUCUCAUAUGUCUUUACUACAUUUCCAUCGGAUCUUCGCAAAACUCAAAAGAUUUGCAAAUGAAGAGUAAAUUGUCAGGUACACACCAUAACAACAACCAGUCAAAUUGGCCUAAUUGGUUCAGAGACAACAUCAAUCAUCUCAAAAGUAGUAAGAAAUCUUCAAAACAAAAAAGUUUUAAUACCGAAGAUAUCGAUGAUGACGAUAAUGAGAAGUGGAAUGAAUGUUCUGUUCUUGAAGAGACACAAGCCGACAUCAAUACCAAAGAAGUUUUCUCCAAAUUCGAGUUCGAGCCGGAUUGGAUGAAAACAAAGGAAUAUUGGGACAAAGAUUUUGAAACGCGCUAUGAUAAGCUUAUGAAAGAUCCACAUCGACCACCGCCAAAAAUCUUCGUCACACCACAUUCUCAUAACGAUCCUGGGUGGUUGAAGACAUUUGUCAACUACUUUCAAUCAGAUACACGACAAAUUAUUAAUUUAGCUGCCACAAAAAUGCCCGAGUUUCGUAACAUGACCUUCAUUUGGUCAGAGAUCAGUUACCUCAAUAUGUGGUGGGAACAAGCGCACCCGUCACGACAACGUGCUUUGAAGAAACUUAUCGAUGAAGGUCGUCUUGAAAUCACAACUGGAGGGUGGGUGAUGACAGAUGAAGCCAAUAGCCAUUAUUUCGCAAUGUUAGAUCAACUUAUUGAAGGCCAUCAGUGGGUGAAAACAAAUCUAAAUUAUAUUCCAAAGACUGGGUGGAGUAUCGAUCCAUUUGGACAUGGCAGUACCGUUCCUUAUUUACUCGCCUCAAGUGGCUUCGAAGGAACAAUCAUUCAAAGAAUUCAUUACAAUUGGAAACAAUGGUUUGCAAAACAUCAAGCUGGAGAUUUCUUGUGGAUGCCACAUUGGAAAAGUUCAACGAGUAAAUCGCAUACGAUGUUGACACACAACAUGCCAUUCGAUAUUUAUUCAAUAAAACAUUCUUGCGGACCACAUCCUUUCAUUUGUCUGAACUUUGACUUCCGUAAAAUUCCGGGCGAGUACACAGAAUAUUCGAUUAAAGCGCAAUUCAUCACGGAUGAGAAUAUUCAAGCGAAAGCUGAUCUUCUUAUGGAACAAUACACAAGGACAGCUUCACUUUUCACACAUAACGUGGCUUUGAUUCCAGUGGGCGAUGACUUUCGGUACAAUCAUGAAAGGGAAUUUAAUCAACAAUAUGAAAACUACAAGAAGUUGAUUGACUUCAUUAGUGCUAAUAGCGCGACACGAUAUAAGAAUGCGACAAUUCAAUUCGGCACACCUGUUGACUAUUUUCGAGCGAUAGAACAACGACAAAAACAUAAAUUUCCAUCACUUGUCGGUGAUUUCUUUGUGUACGCUGACAUCUUCAAUGAAGCACGACCAGCUUAUUGGUCUGGAUACUUCACAACUCGACCGUAUUAUAAGCUGAUGAGUCGUGAUUUGGAACAUAAUUUGCGUGCUUUAGAAAUUCUCUUUACACUCGCAUUCAACAAAGCAAGACAAAGUGAAAAGUCAAAUGCGUUUAAGAUUUACGAGAAGAAUUACGAAAAGAUUAUUCAGGCUCGUCGUAAUCUUGGAUUAUUUCAACAUCAUGACGCAAUCACUGGAACAAGUAAGGCAAAUGUUAUGCGUGAUUACAUGAAUCGUCUUUACGAAUCGAUACAAGACUGCGUGAAACUUCAACAACAAACUAUUGAACUUCUGGUUCAAAAAAGUCCCGAAAAUUUUCAACAUUCCUUCAUCAUCAGUGAACUUGAACGUGACAAUUUCAACAGAUCACCGAGAAAAUCUGCAAGUCUUGUAACACCUGAGAAGAAUGUUCAAGUUGUCUUGUAUAAUCCAUUAGCUCAAGAGCGUACAGAAAUUGUUCUCCUCCGUGUUGUCAAAAUAAAUGUAAAAAUUCUCGAUUCGAAUGGUGUAGAACUUCCAUAUCAAAUCAAUCCGGUAUUCAACGUAACCGAGCAUUACGAGUCAUUAAGUCGUAAAACUGUCGUUUCGAACAGAGAGUUUGAGUUAAUGUUUCUAGCAAAAUUGUCCCCACUUUCGUUAUCAGUGUUCACUUUAACUUAUCAGAACGACACGAGAAGUAAACUCGCGACAAUUUACUGCGAUGACUGUAAAGAAGAUACAUCAAAGCAUGUUGACAAUGACACUCCAUCGCCAUUCGACAUUAAACCAAAGCAAUCGGGUGACAUUCAAGUGGAAAAUUCCAAGAUGCGAUUAUUGUUUGAUGGCGAGUCGGGAUUUCUCAAAGCAAUGACAAAGAAGAAUUACGGAAAAUUAAUUCAAAUGGCGAUAAAGUUUGGUGCUUAUAAGUCUGCACAAUUCCAUUCCGGUGCUUAUCUCUUCCGACCCGAGUCGAAUGAUCAAAAAAGUGCUGAGAAGGAUGUGUUUGAAAACUACAAAGAAAAAGAGAUCAUGAUAACAACGGGACCAUUGGCAUCAGACGUUUCAGUCAUUCAUGGUGCUUUCCUUGCACAUACAGUAAGAAUUUUCAAAACGCAAACUCAUCUUGACACAGCAAUUUACAUUGAGAAUGACAUUGACUUUGAGAACCCUCCAAAGAAUCGUGAAACGGAAAUGUUCAUGCGAUUAAUUACGUCAAUUGAGAAUGGCGAUGAUCCGGAAUUUUAUGGCGAUUUAAAUGGUUUCCAGUGGCAACCAAGAAAAAAAGUUCCACAAAUUGGAAUCGAAGGAAAUUAUUUUCCUAUCACAUCAUCAGCUUUCAUUCAAGACAAUCAAAUGCGAUUGACGUUGAUGACAACUCACGCUCAGGGAGCAGCUAGCUUAGAAUCGGGACAAUUGGAAGUGAUGCUCGAUCGUCGGACACUUUACGAUGAUUAUCGUGGAAUGGGUGAAGGUGUUGUAGAUAGUCGUUUAACACGACACCAAUUUUGGUUGACAAUGGAAUUCUUCGAAGAGAAAAUGACAAAAAAUGACGAAAAACUUUAUUUCGUUCCAAGUCUCCAAGCACAACAUCUCACUUACGCUUUAAAUUAUCCAGUCAACAUUUAUUUCAUUGAAAAGUAUGACGAAGCACAAACAAUUGACAUUAAUCAUCAUGUUCAACUUCUCAACUAUCAACUUCCAUGUGAUCUUCAUUUGGUCAAUUUAAGAACAUUAACAGAGCAUAACUUACCGUUGUUCCCUUCAAAGUCAGCUUUACUGAUAAUGCAACGAUUCGGAUAUGAUUGCCGAUUAUCACAAAUAGGUGAUGAUGACGAUGACGAAUCUUAUGCUAAUCAAUGUUUAAAAGUUAAAGGAAAAUUCAGUAGUUUGAAAUUAUUUAAGGAUGUCGAGCAUCCAGGUGGCGAGGAAGUGCUCAUUGAAUAUGCUGGUAAGGAUUCAACAGAAGCAUUCGAUGACGUCGGUCACUCUCAAGAUGCAAAAGACAUUUUGAAACAAUAUCACGUAGGAUCGAUUAUUGAAAGCGAACGAGCAAGUAACAAGAAAGCAAAAAAGAAGGAAGAGACUAAAAGUUUUUCAAUGCAAAUGGUUAAUGCAAAGUCAUGUAUUGAGAGGGUGUUUAUCAAUCUCAAUGCACCACCCUCUUUUCAGUUGCGGCAGAAAAUUCUUGGCGAUAACAAUACAAACCUGCAAUAUAUCAUUCAGGAAACAAAAGCAAAUGUAACCUUGAGGGGAAGAGGCUCAGGUUACAUUGAACAGAAUGGUGUCGAAUCAAACGAACAACUUCAUUUAUCAAUCGAACAUCCAGUGAUGAAAAGUCUUAUUGAAGCGAAGAAUUUGGCAAAGAAUCUCGUUGAAACAAUUCAACAAGAUCUUCAAUUAUUUCUCCAACCAAACCAACAGAAUGUUCAGAGCCAACAACAGCAACAACAAGUACAGCCACCCCCAAUCAUACAAACGGUAAUUAUUUUAUUUUCAGACAAUUUCGGCUUUGAUUUGAGUUUUUUGAAAUUUAUUUAUUUGUUUUUUCUUUCCUUUCUCAAGAGCACGCAACAAAUUUCCAUCCCGCAAGCGGUUUUAUCUUGUCCACCGCCUACAAUCAUUCAAAAUAACGCUCUUCAGCCAACUCAUAUAAUUCAACAACAGAGUUUCAUCCCUCAACAACAAAUAAUCCCACAUAAUGUUCCAAUGCAGAUUAUUCAACAGACUCCAAUAAACAUCCCUCCACCGACAGGGAUUCCAAUCAGAACGAAUCCAAUUGUGCAGUUUCAAGGGCAAAGCUUACAGCCAACAAAUAUUCAGAUUCAAGGAGCCAACAACGGUCAACAAAUUCUUCUUAAUCAAACUCCUACACAACAAUACCAACUCCAAUAUAUUCCUUCAGUCAAUACACCACAAGUGCAAACAAUUCAACAUGUUCUCCAACCACAGCAGCAAAUCCAAGGAAUACUUCAGCCUGGAGCUAACGGCCAACAAUACAUCACCGUUCAAGGCAACACAGCUUUCAUGAUUCCGCCUCCAAACAUCAUUCAAACUCAGAAUCAUCAAAAUAUCGGAACUGUCUUUAAUACGCCACCGACAAUCACAUUGAAUCCCGACGAUUUGAAGAAUGAUGGGAAGUUGAAAGUUGAUGGAAAUGUUGAUCAGAAAAACAAUAAUCAAAACUUACAACCAAUGGCAGCAACAAGAAUUGUCACAAAUGUUCCCUUGAAUCAACCACCACCAAUUCUCAAUUGUCCACCUCCACAAAUCUUUAAUCAGCAACAGCAACAACCAACUCAACAACAACAGAUUCAGUUUAUUACAAAUCCAUGGCAACAACAACAACAGCAGCAGCAACAACAGAUUCAAAUUGUUACACAACCACAAACAAUUCAAUCUUCUGGACAAAUGCUGACAACUUUAAAUUCGCCACAAAAUGUUACUGGUGGAAGUGGAAGUGGACAAUCUUAUCAACAAAUUCAGUUUCAUCAAGCAACUGUGACUCAGCCGCCACCGCCAACGACAACACAAAUUCAGACGAAUCAUCAUCAACUACAACAUCAUCAGCCUAACAUGAGCUUUCAACAGCAGUUUGAGCAGAAAAUAAAUGCAGGUGACACGCAACAACAACAGCAACGCGCUGGUAAAAGAAAGUUUGAAAGUGAAACAGAUGCUGAUAAGACUUUUCCAAAAAUGGGAGUUGGUCAAAACAUGACAGAACACGCAACAUCAUCAAAGAUACAAAAAAAUCGAAUGAUGUCCAAUCAACCAGCAAUCAACAAUCAUUUUAUAAAAAUGAAUAAUAUUUCAACGUCGUCAUCUGCUGGUAAAAAUAAUGGCGAUGACAUCACACAAAGGAGUGUCAACAACAGCAACAACACAACAACUAAUAAGGCAAUGUUUAAUAGAAACAUCAGCAACAACAAUUCUUCCUUGAAUAAUCAGAAAAGCCUCGCGACGACGACAGUUGAAUCGAAAUUGAAGAAAUCAAUUGGAAAGAGUGAUAAUGAUGCAUCCGACAUGAACGAUCAAGCAACAAAUUUCACGGUGAUGAAUAAUCAAAGUCAGCAACAAAUGCGGGGAGUCGGAAAUAAUCAAAAUUUCCGUUUCUCGACUUCUCCGAGUUUUGUUCAUCAACAACCACCACCAAUCACACAAAAUUCACAAUUCAGUGGACCUCGUGGUCAAAUCAUGAGUAAUAGCAGCUUGGGCUUGUAUCAAAAUGUCGGACAAAACCAAAUGAUGCAACAACCGCCACCAUCAGUAACGACGACAACGUCACAUCAAUUUAAUCAACAAGAUCCGCCACCGAAUAUUUAUCAACAAAAUAAUCAUCAAAACUUUGUUGUGAAUACUCAACAGGGAAGCAUGAACAUACGCUUCAACAAUCCCCAUCAACAUCAACAGCAGCAAAAUGAUGGACAUGCCGCAAUCAUGGCAACAAAUUAUCAACAGCAACAACAGCAUCAACCGAGAUUUAGACAAUGGUAAAAGAAGUUUAUUUAAUUAUUUACUUCUUCAUUUAAUAAUCGUCAGUGACGUCACUAAUUUUAAAUGUUUGUCAACAGAAAUCCAAAUUUCUAGGAAUUUUAAAUGUAAAUAAAGAAAGAUUAACAACUUUUA